GAAUCAAGUACAACCGGAAGUGUAUAAAAUCACAUGAUAAUUUACUGACAAACUUCCACAAUGGCAGGAGGAUUAGAAAGAGCACGGAAAUUGCCAAAGAUCCAGGACACUGAAAAUGAGUCCAAAUUUGGUUACGUGUUCGCAGUGUCUGGUCCUGUGGUUACAGCACAGCAGAUGGCUGGAGCUGCUAUGUACGAGUUAGUACGUGUAGGACAUUCUGAGCUAGUAGGAGAGAUCAUUCGAUUGGAGGGGGACAUGGCUACCAUUCAAGUAUACGAGGAUACAUCUGGUGUUACGGUAGGUGACCCGGUACUAAGAACAGGCAAACCUCUGUCUGUAGAACUUGGUCCUGGUAUUAUGGGUUCCAUCUUUGAUGGUAUUCAGCGUCCCCUAGAAGAGAUCAACAAAUUGACACAGAGUAUCUACAUUCCAAAAGGUAUUAACACUCCAGCUCUUGACAGACAGAAAAAAUGGGAGUUUGAACCAUAUGGCAGCAUCAGGGUUGGGAGUCAUGUGACAGGAGGCGAUGUAUAUGGAAUGGUGUAUGAGAACAUUCUGGUUAAACACAAAAUCAUGCUCCCCCCUAAAGCUAGAGGGACCGUUACCUGGAUUGCAGACCCUGGUGAAUAUGAUGUCAAUGAUGUUGUGUUGGAGACAGAGUUUGAUGGAGAGAAGUCCAAGUUUACCAUGUUACAAGUGUGGCCUGUCCGUCAGUUACGACCAGUGACAGAGAAACUUGCUGGAAACCACCCCCUGCUGACAGGACAGAGGGUGCUUGAUGCUCUGUUUCCCUGUGUGCAGGGUGGAACCACCGCUAUCCCUGGGGCUUUUGGGUGUGGUAAAACUGUGAUCUCACAAUCCUUGUCCAAGUUCUCCAACAGUGAUGUCAUUAUUUAUGUUGGUUGUGGUGAACGAGGAAAUGAAAUGUCUGAAGUAUUGAGAGAUUUCCCAGAGCUGACUAUGGAAGUGGAUGGUAAACCUGAGAGUAUCAUGAAGAGGACAUCAUUAGUAGCCAACACCUCUAACAUGCCUGUAGCUGCUAGAGAGGCCUCCAUUUACACUGGUAUUACACUGUCUGAGUAUUUCCGUGAUAUGGGUUAUAACGUGUCUAUGAUGGCUGACUCCACAUCUCGAUGGGCCGAGGCCUUGAGAGAAAUCUCUGGUCGUCUGGCUGAAAUGCCUGCUGAUUCAGGUUACCCAGCCUACCUUGGAGCUCGCUUAGCUUCCUUCUACGAACGUGCUGGUCGUGUCAAAUGUAUUGGAAAUCCUGAAAGAGAGGGCAGUGUCAGCAUUGUGGGGGCUGUAUCUCCCCCUGGUGGUGACUUCUCUGACCCUGUGACUUCGGCAACCCUGGGUAUUGUACAGGUGUUCUGGGGUCUGGAGAAGAAGUUGGCCCAGAGAAAACACUUCCCUGCCAUUAACUGGCUCAUCUCCUACAGCAAGUACACAUGGGCUCUAGAAGAAUUCUACGACAAAAACUUCCCCGACUUCACUCCCCUCAGAACAAAGUGCAAAGAAAUUCUGCAGGAAGAGGAAGAUCUGUCUGAAAUCGUACAGUUGGUCGGCAAGGGUUCGCUUGCGGAGGCAGAUAAGAUAACACUGGAGGUGGCUAAAUUAAUCAAGGAUGAUUUCUUACAACAGAAUGGAUACACCCCUUAUGAUAGAUUCUGCCCCUUCUAUAAGACUGUGGGUAUGUUGAAGAACAUCAUUGCAUUCUACGACAUGGCCAGGCAUUCAGUGGAGAGUACAGCACAAAGUGAGAAUAAAAUUACCUGGGCCAUUAUCAGAGAUCAAAUGAACGACAUCAUCUAUAAACUCAGCAGCAUGAAAUUCAAGGAUCCAGUUAAAGAUGGCGAGAGGAAGAUAAAGCAGGAUUAUGAUGACUUGCAUGAAGAAAUGCAGACAGCAUUCCGAAAUCUGGAGGACUAAUUAAUGGUGUAGAUUAAAUUAUUCCAAUUACUAGAAAAUAAAGACACUAUUGUUUAUGUGGAAUUGUAGAUAAAAAGUUGCAGGAAUCGGUAUUCUAGUCAAAUUGAAUUUGAAUUUUUUUUUGCUUCCAUGACAGCAGCCAAUUUCAUCAGGACCUGCACAUGUACAUGUAAAUUAUAAGUUAUAGUCCCUGAUCUGUAUAACUUUUAAAAACAAGGGAUCCAUGAAUCCAGAUAGCAUCAAAUCCAUUGUCUCAAAGUUUUUAAUAGCAGCUUUCACUGUGUAAAGUACAUCACAUUGUACUACUGCUGGGUAAAGCCAAACUGUUGACACAUAACUUAAUGUUGGGCAUUUGAUUACCUUAUGAAAUCUACAGUGAAGCAAGUUAUAAAAUUUACAGUGUAACGAGUGUUGUUUAAGGACAAUAUUUUUGGUGAUGAAAACAUUUAUUUUCUAGACAAAUCAUUCCAUAUGUAAUACUUGUGUAUAUGAGAUAGUGCUGUGUGAAGUUGUAGAUUUUAAUUCCUAGAUUGGAGCUUUGACAAUGAACAAACAUUUCUUUAAAUGCAGCUCAGUUGAAGCUUGUUUCAUAUUUUCGUUACAUUUUUUGCAUCAGCUGAACAAACUAUUGAUAAUCAAGGUUGAGUCUUUAUAUUUGGUCAACAAUUAUUUAAUACAGUCGUAAUUUCUAAAUUUGUAUAUAAUUUUUGUGAUGAUAUGGAUAUUUUGGAUGAAAUAUG
Molecule: messenger RNA, 2669 nt
Organism: Saccostrea echinata
Lineage: Eukaryota; Metazoa; Mollusca; Bivalvia; Ostreida; Ostreidae
Product: V-type proton ATPase catalytic subunit A
Exons: 15
Coding region: 61-1929 (622 amino acids)
Biological process (GO): ATP metabolic process; proton transmembrane transport
Cellular component (GO): proton-transporting V-type ATPase, V1 domain; lysosomal membrane
Molecular function (GO): ATP hydrolysis activity; proton-transporting ATPase activity, rotational mechanism; ATP binding
Source: RefSeq, a predicted model, not a curated record